Messenger RNA from Thlaspi arvense, 1335 nucleotides. Lineage: Eukaryota; Viridiplantae; Streptophyta; Magnoliopsida; Brassicales; Brassicaceae. The record is from the annotation of a GenBank genome assembly.
AUUGCAACAAGAAAACAAACAGUGAAAAUGGCAAUACUAUCGGGGAAGAGAAAGGUGAUGAUGAUGCUUUUUGUGAUGGUGGUGAUGUUGACGUGGCAGAGGAGAUGUCAUGGAUGGGGAGCAAAAACAGCAGAGGAUAUUGAAGCAGAGCAUGCUAAAAACGCUGCCGAGAACGCUAAAAAAAUGGCGGGCGAGGCGGCUCAAGACGCUAAGGACAAUACCGCCUCUUGGACUGGUUGGGUUUCUGAUAAAAUCUCCACAGGAUUAGGAAGCAAGAAAGAUGAAGCAGAAGAAGCAGCUGAAUCUGCAAAGAACUACGUAUCCGACAAGGCUGGAUCAGCCUAUGACAAUGCGGGUUAUGCCAAGGACUUUGCAUCCGACAAGGCUGGAUCUGCUUACGAUGGUGCUAAAAACGCAAAAGAUUAUGCUUAUGACAAUGCUGAUGAUGCCAGCCAAACUAAGGACAUAGCCUAUGACAAAGCCGGUCAAGCCAAGGACAUGGCCUAUGACAAAGCCGGUCAAGCCAAGGACAUGGCCUAUGACAAAGCCGGUCAAGCCAAGGACAUGGCCUAUGACAAAGCCGGUCAAGCCUAUGACAAGGCCGGUCAAGCCAAGGACAUGGCCUACGAAAAGGCUAGCCAAGCUAAGGACAUGGCUUACGAUACGGCGGGAUCAGCAUACGACAAGGCAAGUCAUACCAAAGAUAUGGCCUACGAAAAAGCUGGUCAGGCCAAGGACACUGCUAACAACAAGUCCGCUCAAGCCAAAGACGUGGGUUAUGACAAAACAGGAUCAGCCUAUGACAAGGCCGGCGAAGCCAAAGACAUGGCAUACGCAAAGGCCGGUCAAGCCAAGGACAUGGCCUAUGAUAAAGCAGGAUCAGCCUAUGACAAGGCGGGCGAAGCCAGAGACAUGGCAUACGACAAGGCCGGUAACGCAAAGGACACUGUGUAUGACAAAGCGGAUAAUGUGAUAAGGAUGGCUACGGAUAAGAGCGAUGAAGCUAAUGAAAUAGGUUAUGGAACCUACAAAAGGACUAAAGAAGGUUCCGAGAAUGCUAAAGACAUGGCAUCGGAUAAAGCUCAUAACGUUAAAGAAACCGCAGGGCGAGCGAUGAACUAUGGUAAAGACAAAGCAACAGACGCGUAUGGAUUAGGAAGUGAAGCAGCCGAAAAGUUUGAGGAGGCAUUGUAUAAGGUUGGGGAGAGGUAUGAUGCUGCUAAGGAUUCGAUGUCGGAGAAGGCAAAAGAAGCUUAUGAGGGUGCAAAGGAGAAGGCUUCUGAGGCUACUGGAGAGUACGGUAGAUAUGUGAAUGACCGUAGUACUGAGCUUUAG